GAUGGAAAGAAGGGUUUUAGUGUGUUUCCUCAAGCUUCCCACACUACUUCCCUAUCCAUUGCCAACACAUUCUAGUUCGGCCUGACUUUGUAUUUUCAGUCAGCUCGAGAAAGCUCAUUGAGAUUUUUUCUUGGACAAAAGCCAAUCGAGGUAUUAAAAAAUGAGCGUCUCUGGACUGACCGGGAGUCCCUCAAGAUGUUGUCUUUGGCUACCUGACCGCAAUCAAGGGUUGGUAGUAUGCAGGAAAGUUUCGGCUAUUCCGAUUGCUGGCAAACCAAAUGAGAAAUUCAGCAAUCUUCGUCUUGCAAGGAAUAGUUGGACGGUUUCUAUCAGAAGGUGGAAGACACAGAAAACUCAUUUGAUCAAAUGUGCAAUGGAUGCGUCCUAUGGUGAUAUGGCUAGUGAAUCGGGUGGAUCAACUAUAUUUCCUAGGAUUAAUGUUCGGGACCCAUACAAACGGCUAGGAAUAAGCAAGGAGGCUUCUGAGGAUGAAAUUCAAGCUGCACGAAACUUCCUUAUUAGUAGAUAUGGGGGGCAUAAACCUAGUGUGGAUGCAAUUGAAGCAGCCCAUGACAAAAUAAUUAUGCAGAAGUUCUAUGAAAGGAGGAACCCAAAAAUUGACAUCAAGAAAAAGGUCAGGGAAGUCAAACAAUCCCGGGUUGUACAGGCUGUGACAAGCAGAUUCCAAACUCCACCCACCAAGGUCAUUGUAAAAACAUCCUUAGCAUUUUUAGUGCUUGGAGUUCUCACUGUUCUCUUCCCAACUGAAGAAGGCCCAACCCUGCAAGUAGCUAUAUCACUGUUAGCUUCCUUCUACUUCAUACAUGAUCGGUUGAAGAGCAAAGUCCGAGCUCUACUUUAUGGGGCUGGAGCUUUUAUGUUCUCCUGGUUGGUGGGAACCUUCUUGAUGGUAUCCGUGAUUCCACCUAUUCCUAUUCUUAAGGGCCCGAGGAGUUUUGAAGUGUUGACAUCAUUGAUAACCUAUGUGCUACUUUGGGUUUCUUCCACAUAUCUAAAGUAGUGCUAGAGCAUCAGGUUUCUUAUUAUAAGACUCCCAAUUUUGAAGUAGUGGAUAACCACAGAUUUUCUUUUUAGUAGCUCAUUGAGCAUGUUAUAUUAGCUUAUGAGAGCUGUCAUAUUUCUACUUUGAACAUUGAUGAUAAUUGUGCUGAAGUUAUCGCCCAAAACCACAGUUUGCUAGAAAAAAGAUUUGUGGGCAAAUUAUUUUUGUUUUGUGGUAAAAGAUGUAAAACCAGUUCAAAGUAAAGAUAGGUUGUUGAUUUUCUGAA
Molecule: messenger RNA, 1289 nt
Organism: Hibiscus syriacus
Lineage: Eukaryota; Viridiplantae; Streptophyta; Magnoliopsida; Malvales; Malvaceae
Product: protein CHAPERONE-LIKE PROTEIN OF POR1, chloroplastic-like
Exons: 5
Coding region: 161-1021 (286 amino acids)
Cellular component (GO): chloroplast membrane
Source: RefSeq, a predicted model, not a curated record